AUGACAAGUCCUAAACCAGGGUCUCCUUUAGAGUCCCCAAAAAUAGGGUCUCCAAAAUUAGGGUCUCCGAAAUUAGAGUCGUCAAAAUUAGGGUCGCCAAUAACCGAAAAUCCCCCAGCGUCGCCACAGCUCGACGACGUGGAUGUGGAGUCUAACCGCACGGGUGGCUCACUCCCCAGAAUGCCAGGAACAUUUGAUGUCAACGGCUUGAAGAGCGACGAGGGUCUGUACAUAGAAUUGACGGAGUCUAUGAACCACCGGCAAGAAGCUGAAGGAGACGCCGAAACCGAAGAAGAGGCCAAUGGUGAGACCGAAGAGGAGGCCAAUGGCGACGCUGAGAACACCAAAAAUGUUUCGGUGGAAAGAAGGCUGGACAGGUCGCAGGCGACGGAUUCCCUGGACGAAAUGCAAGAAAAGCGUUCGUUGGAAAACCCAUCUCCAGCUCCGUCUCCCAGAGCUUCUCCAGUGAUUUCUGCUGCCAAUUCCCCGGCGAUUGCAUCUCACCCAACUUUAGAUCCCGGCAAGCCAUCGACCAAGGUGAAUAUCGAGACGCUUCUUCAAGACCCGAUUUAUGAGAACACCAGCAAGAGCAGUGUUGAACUCCCGCAAUCCGACUCGUCGUCGCUGAAUAUCAAUGACACCUUGGACAAGAUAAGCACCACGGAAGACAAUAUCGAUAGCGACGAGGGAGACAUAAGCCAUUCUACCGUUAAGGAAAAGAAAGAUUCAACCUUUCCUCCCAAGGUAGCUCCUUAUACACCACUGAUUGCCAAUGAUGCUCAUCCACAGACACCCAGCAGUGGUGCCUCAACCAUCCAAGACCCCAUUUCAGACCGUUCCAUUGACCCAAUCGAAAAAUCGGCUAAUAAUUCCUAUGACCGUUCAGAGCGUAAUUUUACGCCUACUGAUCGUAAUGUGUCGUACGGUUCGGUUAUUCGUAGUCCACCACCACCUCCCACGCAAAACCAGAGCCAUAAUACAACGUCUGCAGUUACUCCAGUUAUAAAUCAAAGUGGGUUUGCGUCACCAGCCUCGAGUCCAAACACAACUCUUGGCAGUAAUAAGUCGACCAAGCGCCGAAGCGGUAAAAUGAAGAAUGCGUUCAACAACUUUUUCAAGAAACUGUCGGCACCGGUUUCACCCGAGCAAAACUCCAUUAAUAUGAAGAUAUCUACGCCGUUCAACGCCAAGCAUGUGGCUCAUGUGGGUGUUGACGAUAACGGGCUGUACACUGGCUUGCCCAUCGAAUGGGAGCGUUUACUUUCGGCGAGCGGAAUCACUAAACGAGAACAAGAGCAACACCCUCAAGCAGUCAUGGAUAUUGUUGCUUUUUACCAGGAUAACACCGAUGCCGACGAAAAGGCGCUACACAAAUUCCACUACGAAAACACCUCCACCACGAAUGUUAGUGGCCAUCUGACCCCUCCAAUUGCACAAGCUCCUCUGAACCAAUCGCUGAUCUACUCGCAGACACCACAAGUUAGCCAAGGCCCAACCACGCCUCAACUUCCAAAGACCCCUCUGCUGGUUGUCACACCUUCCAACCAGUUCAUCCCCAGUCGUCCAGCCCCAAAACCUCCCGCUGCGGUUGCUCCUGAGGCCCCAGCUGCUGCUUCACCUUCUACUGACUCCAAUACCUCUCCCAAGAAAUUUGGAAAACGUUCAUUUUCGUCAAAGUCUAUCAAGGCAAUGCGUAGUAAUUCGAAGAAAAGCGAGCCUCCAAGGGAUGCUGUACCUCCAGUUCCUGAUAUGCCCGCUCAUAUUCCAAAAUCAAAAUCUCACAGCUAUUCCUUGGCUGAUAAGGUCCAGCCGGAAAGAGGUGCGACUACUGCUCCUCUAGCACCCAGUGCUCAGUUUUCACAAAAAGAUUAUCAAUCUCAAAGACCACCUCCACCACCACCAGGUCUGACCAAGAAGGAGGCACCUCAGAAGGCUUCAAAUUCCGAGCAAGUCACUCGAACUGGAAGCCAGAGCCAGAGCCAGAACCAAGGCUCUCGUUCAGCUGGAUCGGCUUCUAAGCAAGCUGCGUUACAAAAGAAACGAGAUGAAAAGAAGCGUAAGAAUCACCAGAUUAUAUCCAAGUUGCAAUCGAUUUGCAGCAGCGGAGAUCCCAAUCAGUAUUAUCGUGACUUGGUAAAAAUUGGUCAGGGUGCAUCUGGUGGUGUUUACAUAGCGCACGAGAAGACUACGGGAAGCACUGUUGCUAUCAAACAAAUGAAUCUCGAACAGCAACCCAAGAAGGAGCUCAUUAUCAAUGAGAUUCUUGUCAUGAAGGGCAGCAAGCAUUCCAAUAUAGUGAACUUUAUCGACUCGUAUCUUCUCAAGGGAGAUUUAUGGGUUGUCAUGGAGUACAUGGAAGGUGGAUCUCUUACCGAGAUUGUUACUCAUUCCGUGAUGACAGAGGGACAAAUUGGAGCUGUUUGUCGAGAGACAUUGAAAGGUCUCAAGUUUUUGCAUUCCAAAGGAGUUAUUCACCGAGAUAUCAAAUCAGACAACAUAUUGUUGAGCACCGAUGGAAACAUCAAGAUGACGGAUUUUGGGUUCUGUGCGCAGAUUAAUGAAAUCAACCUCAAGAGAACGACGAUGGUAGGAACGCCAUAUUGGAUGGCACCGGAAGUGGUUUCUCGUAAAGAGUAUGGGCCCAAAGUUGAUAUUUGGUCGCUUGGAAUUAUGGUGAUUGAGAUGAUCGAGGGCGAGCCACCAUACUUGAACGAAACGCCGUUGCGGGCACUUUACUUGAUUGCCACGAACGGUACGCCCAAGUUGAGAGAACCCGAGGCAUUGAGUGAUGAUAUCAAGAGAUUCCUUGCACGGUGCUUACAGGUGGACUUUAACAAGAGAGCAGAUGCCGAUCAGCUUCUCAAGGACAAGUUUAUACUUGAAGCGGACGAUGUUAUCUCGUUGUCGCCGUUGGUGAAGAUUGCAAGAAUGAAGAAGGAGGAGUGA
This is a messenger RNA of Meyerozyma guilliermondii ATCC 6260, 2946 nucleotides long. RefSeq names its product mitogen-activated protein kinase kinase kinase kinase (gene CST20). Gene Ontology annotation, biological process: regulation of MAPK cascade; intracellular signal transduction; protein phosphorylation. NCBI's taxonomy places the organism in Eukaryota, Fungi, Ascomycota, Pichiomycetes, Serinales, Debaryomycetaceae. The record is from RefSeq and is a predicted model, not a curated record. The coding region runs from base 1 to 2946 and encodes 981 amino acids. Gene Ontology annotation, cellular component: cytoplasm. Gene Ontology annotation, molecular function: ATP binding; protein serine/threonine kinase activity. The transcript has a single exon.